Messenger RNA from Naegleria gruberi, 1675 nucleotides. RefSeq names its product mads box domain-containing protein. Lineage: Eukaryota; Heterolobosea; Eutetramitea; Acrasida; Naegleriidae. The coding region runs from base 360 to 1631 and encodes 423 amino acids. The record is from RefSeq and is a predicted model, not a curated record. Gene Ontology annotation, molecular function: protein dimerization activity; RNA polymerase II cis-regulatory region sequence-specific DNA binding; DNA-binding transcription factor activity, RNA polymerase II-specific. Gene Ontology annotation, biological process: positive regulation of transcription by RNA polymerase II. The transcript has a single exon.
CUUUAGAACAAGGCCAUCAAGCAGCUUCAACGUUGAAAAACCGUUACUCUCUAGCCUCUCUAGCAAGAAACCAACGCUAUUAUUAGCAACAUCUUUUCAAAUUCUAUUAUUACCAAAUAAUUUGAUCUCAUCACCCGAUUCACACAAUUGUUUGAAUAAUACUUCUUCUUCAUCUCUACAUUGUUACAUUCAGCCUUCCGAUAUAUUAUUUAUUAAUUAAUCACUGAUAUUUACUACUAUAUCAUCAAAUAUAUAUUACUCUACCAUUACUACUAUCAAAUAACAAUAAUAACAACAAUCAAUUAAUAUCAAAUAACAAGUAAUAACAAGUAAUAAGAACAUUCAAUUUUAAUAACAAAAUGGGUAGAAAGAAAAUAUCAAUUCAACCAAUUACUGAUGAACGUAAUCGUCAUGUAACAUUUAACAAACGUAAACAAGGCUUAAUUAAAAAGGCUAUGGAAUUAUCAAUUCUAUGUCAUUGUCAAAUAUCUCUAGUGAUAUUUAAUUCAGAAAAUCAAUUAUUUGAAUAUUGUAGUACAGAUCCUAGAUCUAUUCUUCAAAGAUAUUGUCAAGUUGCUCAUUUACCUCAUGAAAGAUUAACUAAUACUGAAUAUACUAAAUUUGAUAAGACUGGAAAUAUUCCAACAGGAAGUAGUGAUUUAGGUGAAGAUGUUAAUGUAGCAAGUCAAUUAUCUGAUUCAAAUACUUCAACAACUGGUCAAUCAAAUAUUAUUGCUGCUACUGCUGCCACUUCUUCUUCUUCAAUUGCUGUUGCUGCCACUCCAGAAAAGGAUGAAAAGAAGAAAAAGUCAACCUCAAAGAAGAAGAAACCAUCUUCAUCAGGUAAGAAGAGAAGUCAUGAUGAUGUUGAUUCAUCAGAUGAUAAUACUCAACCAAUGGUAUCAAGUAGUAAUUCUGCUCUUCCUGUAUCUGUUAAUAAUGGUCAACCUAAACCACCACCACUCACAAUUCCAUCUCUUCCAAUUUCCUCAUCUGCACUUACUGAUCCAGGUCAAAUGACUCCUUCAACAUUAAUUAAUAAUGUAUUUGGUGAUGAUUUUGCCAAUGAUAUCACUCCUCUUACACCUGGUAUCUCUGCAGAAAUUAAUAAGGUAGUUCAAAAUGCAACCAAUCACACAAGUGUAUACGAUGCUGUAGCAUUGAAACAUUCUGAAAGUCAAGUUUCUGUCACAACAACAAGUAGUGCAAAUCAAGAAGUUGAAUCUCCAUCAACCAAGAAGAGAAAGACUUCAAAGGCUCCUGCUUCACUCACCAUUACUGUUCCUCAAAAUCAAGGAAAGGUACCACUCAAAAGAAUUGAUAGUAAUUUAGAGUCUGCUGCAAGCUCUUCGACGAUAGAACAACAAAAUGAAUUUGCUCUUCCACCCAAAUUGAAGUCUUCAGAACAACACCAACAAGAAAGUGCUCAUCCAACAACCACUGGUGCAACUCCAAGCUCAGUAUAUGCUCUCGAUACCAAGACUCCUCUCUCAUCAUUGCUUAAUUCAAACUUUUUCGAUACGAGUACGACACCAACAAGUUUGGGCGUUUCUUGGGAUCUUCCUUCUCCUUACACGGUUUUAAAGGAAAAUCAAGCAAAACUUGAAAAGAGCAACAAGGAUAAGAUCUAAUGAGCCCAAUCUCUCCAUCAAAUAAUUAAAACUUUUGUACAUAU